Messenger RNA from Letharia lupina, 351 nucleotides. RefSeq lists its product as uncharacterized. NCBI's taxonomy places the organism in Eukaryota, Fungi, Ascomycota, Lecanoromycetes, Lecanorales, Parmeliaceae. Bases 1 to 351 code for a protein of 116 amino acids. The record is from RefSeq and is a predicted model, not a curated record. The transcript is spliced from 2 exons.
AUGGCUCCUUUCUCGGACCCACAAAUGCAUCAGCCCAUGGAUCAGUACUGGAAACAUGACCACGAUCCACAAUUCCUCUAUCGAGGCAGCCAAGAGGAUAUCGUAAAAGAGCUGGAAGCAUGGGUCGUCCACCGCAAGGAGGUUUACAAGGAGCGACUCCGCUCGCGCGGCCUACCUCCUCGCUACCCUCAAGUCCCGACGCAUCACCUGGCCGGAACUCCGGUGACAGCCCGAGGUCGACGACGGCGUCUGCUCUUUCCUGGGCACCUUGGACGGAGCGACGCCACGCUCGCCGUCUUGGAAGCCCGAGAGAAGGAAGAGCGGCUUCGGGCGAACGCGGCGGAGAUCUAA